GUCGCGCACUUCCAUUUUCUCGAACCUUUUGGCCGACGGUAAGCACGUGUUUGAAUUGCCGGCCGUUCUCAGUGCAGAUUAUCGCCCCUUGUAUUUCACGUUUUUAAUAAUACGAAGUAAAUAAGUAAGCAACUGUGACCGUGACUGAGUUAUCAAGGAAGUGAUAACUCGCAAGGGAAGCCAAAAUGAACCCGGAGAAGCUUAAGAAGCUCCAAGCCCAAGUGCGGAUUGGAGGCAAGGGUACACCUCGCCGCAAGAAGAAGGUUGUUCACGCGACUGCAGCAACUGAUGACAAAAAGCUACAAAGCUCCCUGAAAAAGUUGUCGGUAAACACGAUUCCCGGCAUCGAAGAAGUGAACAUGAUUAAGGAUGACGGAACUGUCAUCCAUUUCAACAAUCCUAAAGCACAAGCAAGUCUUUCGGCGAAUACUUUUGCCAUAACUGGUCAUGGAGAGAACAAACAGAUCACCGAAAUGUUACCUGGUAUAUUGAGUCAGUUGGGACCAGAGGGAUUGACUCAACUCAAACGAUUGGCUAGCUCUGUCGCUGGAAGUGCCGUUGGCAAAGCUGCACUCGAAGAAGACGACGAGGUUCCAGACUUGGUUGAAAACUUUGACGAAGCGAGCAAUGAGGAGGUUGCACCAAAGAAGGAGACCGAGGAAAAGCCAGCUGAAAAGCCUGUUGAGAAACCAGUUGAAAAGCCCGAAGAGAAGAAAGAAACCCCAGCCCCUGUACCAGAGGAAAAAAAAGAUGCGCCAUUAGCAAAACCUGAAGCUUAAUAACUGUGGAGCUGAACCACAGGAAGCAGUUUUAACAGUUGAGUUGUGAGGCAUGCUCAACCUUUACACAACAUAUAAUACACACUGACAUACACCAUGAUACAUUUAUAUAAGUAUAACGAACGAGGAAAAAAAAAUCUUAAAACAGUUGGAAAGUCAGAAGAUUUGAAGUGAUACUGUAUUUUACUCAUUGUUUCAUCCGAAAUAAAUGCUGCUUCAAAUCGA
This is a messenger RNA of Diprion similis, 1004 nucleotides long. It is a transcript of the gene bic, whose product is annotated as transcription factor BTF3 homolog 4. The transcript is spliced from 4 exons. Gene Ontology annotation, cellular component: cytosol; nascent polypeptide-associated complex. The record is from RefSeq and is a predicted model, not a curated record. Lineage: Eukaryota; Metazoa; Arthropoda; Insecta; Hymenoptera; Diprionidae. Bases 186 to 779 code for a protein of 197 amino acids.